GGUGACAACUUACAUGCAUGAUGAGGCUGCCUAUUGCCAAGCUACGCUCGCUCGCAAGCUCAACUAGACAUUGCAUCACCCUCUCGGAUGAUUCUACGCUCGUGCUGUUUCGCCUGCCUGCGCUCGCUAGUAAUCAGCACAAGCAGCACAUUGCUCGGCACGAUGAUGUUGAAUAUUAUCUCAUGCAGGAGGAGUGCCCGCACGCUGGUGGACCCAUGUCUGAUGCAACAAUUGAGCUGGACGAUGUGGAAGAUACCUACAUGGCCUCGUGUCCUUGGCAUCACUACGACUUUAAUCUAGACACUGGCGAGAGCAAGAUGGGUAUCAAAGCUUGCACCUACCCUUUGCAAAUUGAAAACGGCAAGCUCUACAUGGUUGUGAAUACGGACGCAUUGCAAGUCAAGUCUGUUGAACCAGUCAGUGAGGAAUUCAUUGCUCCGAAGACAAAACCUAUGGAACGCGUCGCCGACGAUAUCGACGGUGCCGACAAUCUACCCGUCCGUGUCACAGGCAUCGAGUACUUGUCGGACGACGCAUCCUUGACUUCUUGGUGUGUACACAUUCUCAACACGAGCCAGCCAGAACACAAGAUUCAGUUGACGCAUUACCUCUGGCUGCUUUAUACCACUCGAGAAGCUACAUACCCAAUGCAAAUCGGCUCCGACCGCCCACCUGAUGAGCCACCGCGUGAUGCGCUGCUCAAAGUUGUGCAUCCAGGAAGUUUCAAGGGCAGCGGUCGUGCGGGUAACGUCAAGCAUCGCGUCGCUAUGCUGCACUCACUCGCCAAUAUUGAGCAGUGGGCCAUUGAUCUUGCUCUCGACAUCAUGGCACGCUUCUCACAUUUCAAAACCUCUCGAGGUACCUGCUUACCUCGCCAAUUCUUUCACGACUGGCUCAAGGUUGCAAAUGACGAAGCGAAGCACUUUUCUCUAUUGAGGGGUAGACUGGAGCAUGACGAUCUUGGUAAUUCCUCUUUUGGUGCCUUGCCAGUGCAUCACGGCCUGUGGCAAUCAGCGCAAGAGACGAGUCACGAUCUGCGAGCCCGCAUCAGCAUUGUCGCUCUGGUCCAUGAGGCGCGUGGCCUUGACAUCAAUCCCAUGACUAUUGGAAAGUUUGAGAGAAGCGGCGACAAGGGAAGUGUUGAUGUCCUUCGCAUCAUUCACCGUGAUGAGGUGACGCAUGUCACAACAGGUCAUCGAUGGCUGACUUGGAUCUGCGAAGACGAAGAGACUGACCCUGUCAAUGUCUUUCGAAGCAAUGUCAAGAAAUACUUUAGAGGCAGCGUCAAGGGACCAUUCAAUCAAGCGGAUAGGCAAACAGCAGGACUCGAUGCGGACUGGUACGCCAACCUUGAAGGCACGCCAAAGACUGUUCUGAUUGCUGGCGGUUAAAAAGAUGACUUUGCUAAAGAGUAUUCGCACCACGAAUCAAGGCUUCUUGCGUUAUACAAUGCUUUUCUCGCUGUCUCGCCAAUGCGCUAUACGUUGCUACGAUGCAUGGCAUGCUGGAGCCAUGCCCAAAAAUACUCCACCGCGACUGCAACCUCGUCGGCCGUGUAUACCUCGUCGCCACUCUUGAUCAAUUAUACGAGGCGCUCCUCAAGCUUGUCACAUCUGUCUCGGAAACGUUGCCACCAUGUGCAUUAAAGUCGGACACUCGAUUCUCGAAACAGCUGGUACAGGCAAGUCACUAUCGUCAAAACUCAAGCUAGAUUGCU
Molecule: messenger RNA, 1717 nt
Organism: Protomyces lactucae-debilis
Lineage: Eukaryota; Fungi; Ascomycota; Taphrinomycetes; Taphrinales; Protomycetaceae
Exons: 1
Coding region: 18-1391 (457 amino acids)
Molecular function (GO): 2 iron, 2 sulfur cluster binding
Source: RefSeq, a predicted model, not a curated record